Molecule: messenger RNA, 5169 nt
Organism: Ceutorhynchus assimilis (cabbage seed weevil)
Lineage: Eukaryota; Metazoa; Arthropoda; Insecta; Coleoptera; Curculionidae
Source: the annotation of a GenBank genome assembly
AGAAAGUUUGAUCGAUACCUACAAAAAUUCCAACCCAACAUGCAACAAAAUACAAAAUUUACCUGUGAUAAUCCCAAUCAACUGACAUUCAUGUGACAAUCACAAAGCAAUUUUUAUAGCAGUUUAUUUAGUAGAAUAUUUCAAGAUGAAUGAUAGCGAUUUUAGUGAUAACCAAGAGGAAGGCGACGAGGGUCACGAUGAAGUUUUGGAUCCAGAUAAUCCAGAACAUGCUUUUGCUAUUAUUGAAAAGAAUUACAUGAAGACAAUUAUCGAAUUAGAAAAUAGGAAAGAUGCCGCCCAAUUCGCGGACGAUUUCAACAAAUUGUUCGACGCCUAUUACAACACUUACAUCAUCCACAAAGAAACCGAAACGCAAUACGAUUGUUUGGAAAAAGAUUUGGAUGAAAAACGAGCCAAGCUCGAAGUGGCCAUUAAAGUUACCGAAGCUGAUAAAACUACCAUCCAUACGCUCAAAGUGGAAAUUGAAAAAGCUUGGGAACUGGCCGAUGCAGCUCACGCUCGCGAGCAACUCGCUCAGGAGAUUAUCGAUAAUUUGAGGGCGCAAGUGGAGAAUUUGAAUGCCGAAAUUGAGUUUAAAAAUAAGAUGAACCAGGAUACAGAUGACGUAGGAGAUUUAAGUAAACACAAAGAUGGUUUAGAAAGAGAACGCGAUAAACUGAUGAAUGAAGUAACUCAAUUAACAACUAAAUUAGUAAAUGCCAUUGGCUAUCAGGAAGAAUUAGAAAAGAAAACUUCAAUGGCGGAUAUAAAGAUUAAUGAAUUGACUAAUCAAUUAGAGGAUCAUGCAGCAGAUAUGCUCAGAGAACGACGUGCCAAAGAAGAACUAGUGAAUGAUUUAGCGGAAGAACGAAAGAAAAUCGAGGACAGAGAUCUAGAGAUUCGUAAUACCAGAGAGAACGUUGUUGAACAAGGAAAGAGAAUAGCGAAACUUGAAAUAGAUGUUAGAGAUCACAGAUACAUCAUUGAUAGACUCAAUAAGGAAAACGAGGUGGCUACAAAUAAAGUAGCAAAACUCCAAGAUGAUUACAAUACGACUGCUUUUGAUCUAGAAAAAACCAAAUCUAUGUUUCAAAAAAAACAGACGGAUCUUAAGAGCGCCGAAGAAGAAAACACUCGUCUCAAGACCGAUUUAGCAAAAUUAAUCAAAGCCAAAGAACUGGCAGAUAAACGAAUCGUAAUGCUUAACGGAGAUAAAGACGAAAUAAAUAUAGACAGACAUUAUAUGCGUCAGAGAAUCGCUGUUUUAGAAAAGGAAGUCGACGAUUACAAGCGAUUCAUGGAAGAAGACAGACGGGCCUUAGAGGCGGCUAGCAAGGAUAAAGAGGGACUCAACAAAACUAUCCAGAGACAUCAAGCAGCUGCCCGAGAUCAAGAAAAACUGAUUCAAAUACAGAAUCAAAGCAAAAAAAAGUUGGAAAUUGAAUUGGACACAUUUUUCAUAGAAAGCGGCAAGCAAAAAAAGCAAAUACAUCAACUGGAAAGGGAAAGAGACAAAUUGGCUGAAGAACAAUUAGAACUUACCAAAACCAUUGAGGACAACAUGGACGAUAUUAGAGCGAAAAAGGCGCAAAUCUUCGACUUGAAGCGAACUAUACAAGAAAAGGAAAUGCAAGUGAGACAACAGCAAAAUAUUUACGAGGCAAUCAGAGCCGACAGGAAUUCGUUACAAAAAUCGUUGCAAGAAUCCACAGCGGAGUGUGGCGAGCUGAAGAAGAAAUUGAAAAUUGUUUUUCAUCAAACCGAACAACUCAAAGAAGAUGUUGCUAUGAAGGAGAAACUAUUGGUGAAAGAUGAAAAUACUUUGAGGAAAGCUGCCAAAGAAAAAGAUAAUCUAAGGAUUGAAGUAAUGGCUGGCUUAAACCAAAUCAGAGAGCUGAGAAAAGACGUGAAAGAACAAAAGGAUGAAGAAAAACGUUUGCAUAAAACCAUACUUGCACACGAAAAAGUCAUUAGAUCUCAAAUUAAAGACACUGAACAGCUGAUGAAUGAAAGAGACGUUUUGGGUUCUCAGUUAGUCAGACGAAAUGACGAAAUAGCUUUGUUGCAUGAGAAAAUUAAAAUUUUACGAUCAACUUUAUCUAGAGGUGAAACCCAAUACGACCAAAGAUUGCAAGACAUCAAACUGCUGAAAAUCGUCAUCAAGCGCAUGAGACAAGAAAAAAUGCUAAUUGCCAAAUCCAUGAACAAUAUGGUCGAUUUGAGACAGGAAAUAUUUCAUUUGGAACGCGAUUUGACUCAAGCCAGGCUGCAAUGCAAAGCUUUGGAACAAGAAGCGCAGAAUCCGUUAAAUAUCCAUAGAUGGCGGAAAUUGGAGGGGUCUGAUCCAGAGGUAGUGGAUUUGUUACAGAAGAUUAGGAGCUUACAAAAGAGGCUGCUUCAGCAAGCUUCUCAAGCAGUAGAGAAAGAGAGGAAGCUCAAAGAAGCUGAACGAUUGUAUUUGAAUCUGAGGAAAGUUUUGGCCAAGCAACCUGGACCUGGCAUUCGAGACGAAUUGGUUAAGACGCAAAGGUCUUUGAAAAAUCGAGGAAAUAAGUUGAAGUGUCUGGUCGCUGAACUAAACAUGUCCGAGCUGAAAGCCGCUGAAUACAAAACGGACGUGGAAAAGCUGGCAGAAGAAUUACGAGAAAUAAAAGAAAAAUAUUUCCAAGAAAAGAAAACGAAUCACGUGCUCCGAAUGGCCCAACGAAAUUCGGAUCGGCCAAAUAGUCCGAGCUCGAUGGUGGUAAAGGACGCGCAAGCGCACAGCCAAACGAGUUUCACCGGUGGCGGGUUUCGAAUGUCUGUGCCACAAUCUCAACAAAUUCCGAUAAAAUAAUCAAGUUUUUCCGCCGGAAAAUAGUGAAUUUUGAUGUAAUCAAUUGUGCUCUUUAUCUGUAAAAUAAAAUCUCGACAAAUUAACAAAAGACUUGCAGUUUAUUCGUGUUAAAAGUUGGUGUAAACAAAAGUUUAUAGGUUAGAAUCGAGCUUGGUGUGAAAAUGUUCAAGAUUUUAGAAGUUUGCGUCGAUAGUCUGGAAUCGGCAGUUGCCGCACUUAACGGCGGCGCCGAUAGGCUCGAGUUGUGCGGUUCGCUCAUAGAGGGCGGCCUGACACCAACUCCCGGUCUUUUGAUUCAAAUUCAAAAAAUGAAUCCGAGACGCGUACCAAUUUAUUGUAUGGUACGGUGCAAGCCUGGGAAUUUUAUUUAUACCCUUGAAGAAAUCGAAAUAAUGAAGGAGGAUGUUAAAAUUUUACGUCGCAGUGGAGCUGAUGGGUUUGUGUUUGGAGCCCUAAAAGAUAAUGGAGAUGUUGAUAUGAAGCUGUGCAGGGAACUCAUCAAAGCUUGCCACCCUUUGCCGCUAACAUUUCAUAGGGCAUUUGAUUCAGUUCGUAGGCCUACAAUUGAAGUUGAAGUGGUUAUUGAUUUGGGUUUCGAGAGGAUUCUAACCAGUGGCAAACAGGCAAAUGCUCAACUAGGUGUCAAGCUUAUUAAAAAAUUAAUUGAUCAAGCGGGUAAUCGCAUAAUUAUUAUGCCUGGUGGCGGCGUUGAUAAGAAUAACAUCAAGUAUAUAAUGGAAAACACUGAUGCCAACGAAAUACAUGGUUCUUUUAAGAAAAUCAAAGAGGAACCCAAGGAGGAGAGUAAGGAAGGUGAAGAAGAAGCCCAACUCAAUUUAAGACAAGUAGAUGUUCCCAUUUACAUUACUGAUGAAGAUUUAGUGGCUGAAGCUGUUAAUAUUUUGAAGUCUAUUUAAAUUUUAGCAAAAUAACUUAAGGGAUUAGAUUAGUAUACAGAAUCAUCUAUUUACUAACUCAAAUAUAGGUACCUAUAUGAAUAAAAAAACAAUAACUUGAUAAGUAUGUGUCCAAAUUUGAAAAAAAAAAUCAUGCUAUUUAUCUAUAUAAAGUUGUGUACAAAAACAAAUUGUAGUACUCACUAAGUACCAAAGUACCUAACUGUUAUACUUAUGUAGACCUGAGUACCUAACUCAAAUACCAACUAAGAAAAUAUAUAAACAUGUUCACCUAUUUUAGACCUUAUUCUAGAACUAAUUAUAAACACUUAUAUUAAGUCUGUUAAUGUGUGUAUUUUGCUGCUGUAAUGAAAUAAAAAGUCUCUUUAAUGUGUUACAAAACAAAAAGUUCGCAUUCAUAUUAUCUAUUCACAAUCCGAUGUCCAAAGGUAAAGGUAAAAUUUAUCCCCUUCCAGUGCUUUUUGCAAUGAAAUAUUUGAUAGGGAAAGGUGAUAAAUUUACCUUUACCUUUGGAUUACAAAUUGUUAAUAGGAUAUACAAGUGGUGUAAUAACAAAAGCUAAUUUUCAUUUCAUAUUUCAGGCCUCAUCUCCUUGCAUUUUUCUAAAAUAGUCCUAACAAUAUUUUCACAAUCUAAAUUAUUAUUAUUCAUUAGCUCAAUAUCCCAGCAAUUAAAAUCAUCUAAGUCACAUUCAGAAGCCACAUCAUCAACCCCUUUUGUAAAUUUCCAACCCCUAGCCUCCCUUACACUUAAAUCAGCCAAAAUCCUAAUAGUUCUAAUAUUAUUAUAAUUUUCUUUGAACCAUUUUAUAUCACUUUUACGUCUCACAUCACUCACUAUCCAUAUUCGUUUGUUGGGGGCCCCUUCACAAGCUGCCCUACAAAAGUAACCAGGAUCAGAUUGUCUGAUUUCGUCGCUCCAAUUUAUCAUGUCGAGUCUGUAUUGUUCUUUGUAGGGUCCGUCGCUCAUCAAGUCUGCUAAAUCUAGCUGGUGGUUUUCGGCGUAGGUUCGCUUCAAAGGGCCCGAGAUUCUUAUUAUGCAGCAAUUGGCAUCUCCUAGGGUGGCUUUGAGUUUUUCGCAGAUGAAGUCUUUGCCACUUUUACGUUUUCCAGUGAAUAACAAGAUGAGAUUUGUCGGUUUUGUCAUAAUUUUUUAUUUUACAAUUUUUUCUACCGUUCUUAUAAAAACUCAAAAAUUUUUGGGGUUUUCAGUUGAGUUCUACAUUUGUUUGUAUAAUGCAUGUAAAAUCAUAUAAAUUAAAUUAAUUUUCAAUUAUUGUUUUUGUUUUGUUGUUAAAAUUUGAUGGUUAAAAAUGUUUAAAUGUUUGUAUAAAUAUAAAUAAUAAAUAAAAUAAAAAAUACCCAAAAAUACAUUCUCAACCAAUUCUCAACAGUCUAGGAGUGCGUUCGAAAUCAC